ACGGCACGCGGGCACAAUGAUUUGAGGCGUGACGAUACGCGAGCGUAACGGUCGGGCGUCGGCGCUAGGGGAAGUCAACGGCCGACGACUCCGGCAGCUGUACGGCUCGUCUUGGCGAGGAGGGAGAAAGAGGGGUAGAGCAUGCUUCUCCGUCCGGCCGCCUCUCGUCGCGUUUUUUAGUUUUACGACGACGUUGUGAUCGGUGAGGGCACGCUUCUCCGUCCGGCCGCACCUCGCCGCGUUUUUAAGUUUUACGACGACGUUGUGAUCGGUGAGCGUGGAAGGCUCUAUCCGGAGUAGGAGGAGGAGAAGGGUUCGGAUUGGUCGGCGCCGAUUCCAAAAGCUUGCCUGUUUUUAAUCAUUUAUCGCUCCUUUUUGUCGUCUCUGGCUGUGAUUGUCGAUCUUGUCUCCUGCGUUGAUGUCUGGUUUUUGUCUGUUUCUGCAGUUGAUCAGAGGAAAAUGGUGAUUGAGGCCGCUUAAACAUCGAUGCUAGAAAGAAAUGCUCGCCCGCGACUGAAUGAACGAGGAGUACUCUUUGUAGUUUAGGGUCACAUAAAUCCUGGUGUUGGAGCUCGAUCGCUGGGGUUUUUGUUGUAGGUUCGUCGGUCCUUGGCCGGAGGGAAGGGCAGUUUCUGGAGAUCGGUGAUAGAGAGUGGAUCUUUAGAUGGAGUGGAGGGAGAUUCGGCGAAGCGUGACGCUGUCGGAGCAAUUAUCCAUCAAUGAUUCAUCUAGUCUCGGAGACCUCCUAAAGCUACGGGAGGAGGAGGAGGCGACGCGCCUCUCCGGCCGCGAUUCGUUGACGCUGGAGUCGGUUAUCAGGUGCGAAAAGGGGGAAUAUUCUGCCGCCGGUGGUGGAGAUGACGCCAGCGGAAGGACGCUUCUCGGUGUCAUCCUACAGGAGCACGAGGCGAGUAGCGUGGCGGCGGAAGGGGACUCCAGUAACGGUGCCUCAUGGAAGACUUUGAGGGACCGCUUCCGCCUCCAAAGUGACGGCGCCGCCUCCCCUGGCCAGCUUCUCCCGAUCUCGAACCCCGACCCCGUCGACUCCCCUUCCCCCUCACUCUCCAACCUUAACUCAGAGCUCGCCGUCCCAGAACCCACUGUCGUGGCGGUAGAGGCCACAUCACAACCGGAAGUUCCCUCGGCCGAUUCGAGCGGUGCUGCGGUGUCGCCAAUCCCAGCUGCUGUGCCCGAGGAGGAGGCAGAGGAGCCGGCUAGAGUGUCCUUGAUGGCGUUACUGGAGCAAACCGACCGUCAAUGGAGCGGAAGCGAGAGGGAGAGGUUACCCAUGGCGGCAGCCGCGGUGGAGGCGGUGAUGGAGGCCGAGGCCGAGAGCGGCGGCGGGGUCAUGUCGUACAUGUGCUGCGUGUGCAUGGUGAGACACAAAGGAGCCGCAUUUAUUCCCUGCGGCCACACCUUCUGCCGCACCUGCUCCCGCGAGCUCUGGAUCAGCCGUGGCAGCUGCCCUCUCUGCAACCGCGAAAUCCUUGAGAUCCUCGACAUCUUCUAAGUUCUCAUGCCUCCUCCCAUUCUCCUGACUCCGGCCGCAGACACAACUCCGGCCAUCACUCCUUUUUACAGUAAUGUCUAAUAUGAUGUUGUCGUUCCCUUAGACGGUGCAGUGAUUAAGUCAUAGAUUUUAGAUCAAAACUUGAAGUGUCUUAGACUAAUAGCUACUCUUAAUUUACUUGCUCAAUACUAAUCUAGGGAUGAAUUGACAUGGUGCUAAGGGUGAAGGUGCAACAUAAUAUGAUGUUAUUGUAAGGGCAGGGUGUCACGAUUAAAGCCUUCCAUGAUAGAUCAGAAAUCUAAAUUUGACUCAACGAGUAAAUCUCAGAAUCUGACUGUCAGGAUAGAUAUGUACUUUCUUAUCUGACCUAUGGAAAACUUUACUAAGACAGAUCAUCUAGGUUCAACGCUUAAUUAUUUUUUUAAUUAUAUAUAUGUAAUGCCAUUUUGUCCGAAUUCUCGUUACUUUUCAUCUUCCCAGAUUAUUUCUGAUAAUGAUAAUUAGUUGCCUUCUUAGAAAACACAAUACUAAUUGAUUUACAAAUAUGCAAGAAAAUUAUGAUAAUAUCUUCCUCCUAUUUAAUGAACCACUAUUAAGAAAGAAAAAUAAAUACUUUACUUAUUCACCAACUGUCCUUCCAGAGAAAUAUAUAUAAAAUACAAUUUUCUCAACGCUUUUCUUUCUGUCGAAGGAAUUGCAUUGCAUUAUUUUUCUUUAAAUGCUAUAAGAGGGGCCGCUCCGAGUCGAACUCGGUGGUUCCUCGUCACCGAGUCAACUCACCUUCUCUUCGCUACACUUCGCUGCUGCUUGCCGGCAGGCCCACUGCGUUCCUCCAAGGGAAGAGGAAGACGACGAGGCGAGCGGAAGCAGAAAGGCGGCUCCUUUACGCCGUUGAGACGCUCUUCUUCCCUACUUGUUUAAUUUUUUUGAGUCGACGGCUCUCUCAAUGUCGGAAAACACUCUUAUUCCUAAAUUUGGGAAUUGGGAUAGAACUUUUCCUUAUUCUCAAUGUUUUGACGAUGUUCGCAAGGGUAGUAGAACUGAAAGGGAAAUGAUCAAUCCACACGACCCCUAUGACAAUCCCGAAGCAUUUUCCGCCAAUAUGUCACUCGCACAAUCACCUGCAACCGCAAGUUAUUCGGAGGCCACAAAGCUCAAGGAUGAGGUGCACAUAAAGAGAGAAGCUAAUCACCGCCACGAGGAUCAAAAGACAUCAGGCAAUCACCGUAGAAUGGCUAGUAGAGGGAGUGGUUCGUCUAACUACAAGAAUAGCCACUCACCACUUCACCAGAGUUGGUCAAGCAGUAGCAGUUCAUUUAUUUCAAAAUCUGCAAGGAGAUCAAGGACGAAUGGUAUCGAAGAUGAUAAUAAGAAGAUCAAGAGAGGCUCGAUCGUGCCUAAGUUUGGAGAUUGGGAUGUGAGCAAUCCUUCUUCAGCUGACGGUUUUACAGUUAUAUUUGACAAAGUGAGGGAAGAAAAACAAGCUGGAGCAACUACAAUUGCCAGUAUGUCUACUGAAACCACUCAUGUUGAUUGUAAUGGACAUGCACAAAAAUCCUCGGGCUAUUGGUGCUUCGGCUGGUGCAAGUGACUAUUUCAUUAUAAAAUUACGGGGCGUGAUCUUGUCUUUAUGUAUGCAUUGUUCUCAAGUUUUGUGUCAUUUUUGUAGCAAGUCAUACAUCUCGAUUUUGAAUUGCUGUGUUUUGGUUGGUGAACCAUCAAUAAGUCUAUAG
Molecule: messenger RNA, 3243 nt
Organism: Zingiber officinale
Lineage: Eukaryota; Viridiplantae; Streptophyta; Magnoliopsida; Zingiberales; Zingiberaceae
Product: RPM1-interacting protein 4-like
Exons: 5
Coding region: 2457-3101 (214 amino acids)
Source: RefSeq, a predicted model, not a curated record